AUGGCGGACAAACUGCGCAACCAGCAAGAGCUGGAGCGCUUGCAGGCCAAGUACGUUGGCACAGGACAUCCCGAUACAACGAGCUGGGAGUGGAAGACCAACAUCCAUCGCGACACCUACUCGAGCAUCGUCGGACACCCACCAUUGCUGUCGUACAUGGCCCUGGCCCAGAAUGAGCCUGUAGCAAAGUUUCGCGUUCAGAUGAUUAGGAAAAUGCUCCAGCCAGUUGGCCCCCCUCCGCCAAGAGAGGAGGACAUCAUAAUGUCGAAUACGCAGAACGGGUCAUGA
This is a messenger RNA of Thermochaetoides thermophila DSM 1495, 288 nucleotides long. RefSeq lists its product as uncharacterized. The record is from RefSeq and is a predicted model, not a curated record. Gene Ontology annotation, cellular component: precatalytic spliceosome; U2 snRNP. Bases 1 to 288 code for a protein of 95 amino acids. Gene Ontology annotation, biological process: mRNA splicing, via spliceosome. Lineage: Eukaryota; Fungi; Ascomycota; Sordariomycetes; Sordariales; Chaetomiaceae. The transcript is spliced from 3 exons.